Molecule: messenger RNA, 1229 nt
Organism: Dendronephthya gigantea
Lineage: Eukaryota; Metazoa; Cnidaria; Anthozoa; Malacalcyonacea; Nephtheidae
Product: rab-like protein 3
Exons: 11
Coding region: 24-773 (249 amino acids)
Biological process (GO): intracellular protein transport
Cellular component (GO): endomembrane system
Molecular function (GO): GTPase activity; GTP binding
Source: RefSeq, a predicted model, not a curated record
GGUAUUACUUGACAAAAAACAAAAUGGCGAAUUUAGAGAAAGUAAAAGUAUUAGUUGUUGGUGAUUCAGGGGUUGGUAAAACAUCUCUUGUGAAUCUGAUAUGUCAUAAUGAACGACUGUCAAGCCCAGCAUGGACUAUUGGUUGCUCUGUUGAGACCAAGGUAUAUGACUAUAAACAUGGUACACCUCAAGAAAAGGAAUUCUUUAUUGAAUUAUGGGAUGUUGGAGGGUCUGCCAAUCAUAAAUGUAGUCGAUCAAUAUUUUAUGCAUCGAUGAAUGGCCUAAUACUGGUUCAUGAUCUCACAAAUCGUAAAUCAUAUUUAAAUCUUAGAAAAUGGUUAGCUGAGGUUCUGGGUUCUGGGAAAGAAAUGACAGGUGUGGCUUCUAGAAAGUCCUCAAAAGCUAGUUUGAUAGUGGAUUUUGAUAAGCAGGAUGAAUAUGAUCCAGAACAGUUUGCUGGAAAUCAAGUCCCAAUUUUAAUUGUUGGGACAAAAAGCGACCAGUCAGGAACAUCAAGAACAAACAGUUUUGUCCAUGGUGUAAAUUUAGCUGAAGAAGUUGGUGCUGAUAGUAUAUCAUUGGACUGCACAAAAAUUCAAGAUCUCUCUGAUGGAUCAGAGAAUUUACAAAAAUUUAAUAUGUUUAUAGAUAAGGUAAUUGAAAGAAGGUUUUAUUUACGAGACAAUUCAUCGCAACCACAGACAAUUUUAUUCCAAGAUAGCACUCGCAUAGACAUCUGGAAAGAGCGUGCAAGCAAAAGAAAAGCUUUUUAAGAAGCUUGGUUUUUUCAAUGCAGCAUCCAGCAUCAGUAUUAUACACUUGUUCUCUUUUUGAGAAGUGAAGUUUGUCAGCUGAAGUGGAAGAAUGAUGAACAAGACUGAAGAGAGAAAAAAUGAAUGAAAUAUGAAACAUCCAUUCAUAUUGAAAGAAAUUUAUAAAAGCACUAUAAUAAGAAGUAGUUAGAAUUACUACCUACUAAUGAAAUAUGUGCACUGAAUGAAAAAGAUUUGUCCUUUUAAGAAACCAUUUGAUCAGUGAUUUGUUCCCAAGUCCCAACGUCUCUCCACCAAUCAGAAGCAAGAUAAAUAGCGGGAAAAUUUCUGCUUUUGCCUUCAAUUUUUGGGCAUUUUUCAAAAUGUCGUCGUUUAAGCCAGGUGUAUGGCGUUGUGAAAAUGCAAUUAAACUUAUCCUAAAAGAAUUAUCUCUGCCUCAGAAAAUGGCUUCAACUG